This is a messenger RNA of Penicillium diatomitis, 2064 nucleotides long. RefSeq names its product carotenoid oxygenase family protein. Gene Ontology annotation, biological process: carotene catabolic process. The record is from RefSeq and is a predicted model, not a curated record. Bases 1 to 2064 code for a protein of 687 amino acids. Gene Ontology annotation, molecular function: carotenoid dioxygenase activity. The transcript is spliced from 4 exons. Lineage: Eukaryota; Fungi; Ascomycota; Eurotiomycetes; Eurotiales; Aspergillaceae.
AUGGAGCUCAGCAAGGCACACCAUCCACUGCAGCUUAUCUCAAGUCUAGACCCCGCAGCUAUUCCGAUCCGUGACGUCACGUCGCGUCCCACAUCUCGUUCAGCUCGUCCGCCCGCCGGAGAUGCUGAACUCUCGAGCAAGGCACUCGAGGACGUCUGGUUGAUACACACAACCGCACUUGUUGACUUUCCCGCGCAAAUAUGGUUGCGUGCAAAACAAGGGCAUACAGAGAAAGUGAGCGCCGAUCAUGACAGAGGCACGCAAGACCUUCACAAUGGAAACUUUGCGCCCGUCCAUCGACAAUUCCGUCUCACAGCAUGCUCAUAUUCCGGUAUCCUCCCAGUGGAGCUUCAUGGCGGCCAGUACGUACGAAAUGGCGGAAAUCCCAGCUUUGGAAACCAACCUCUGGAAGAUGUACAUAUGUUUGACGGCGAUGGGAUGCUGAGUGGCAUCUGGUUUCGGACGACAAAUCAGACCAAGAAAGUUGAUCCUUGCUUCGUGAAUCGAUACAUCUUAACCGAUCUAUACCUCGGCGCAAAGUCAAUGCCAUAUCUCAGGGCUCCAAUCUUGCCCAGUAUCGCCACCUUGGCGCAUCCGCUAAGGUCCACGAUUUCAACGUUCUUCAGGCUGUGUCGUUUUCUGGCACUGAUAGCUUGGUCGUUUAUCAGUCCUGAUGCGCACCCUGUCCGGAAGGUCAGUGUGGCGAACACGGCCAUUCUCUAUCAUGACAAGCGAGCGUUGGCGACGUGUCAGACCGGCCCGCCCAUGAGGGUUCAACUGCCAGGACUGGAUACAAUCGGUUGGUUCAAUGGACACUCGGCAGUCAACGAGAAGAAGUCCUACGCAGUGGAGCAGGACGCUUUUGGCUGUAACGGGCCACUGGGUUUUUUGAGAGAUUGGACGACUGCGCAUCCUCACGUGGAUCCAGCUACAGGAGACCUCAUCUCCUUCCAAGCCUCCUUUCUGCCACCAUUUGUCUGGUACACCCUUAUCCCCAGAUCCGAUGCGAGUCAAACUCGGUCUUCCGUACUCUAUGCGCCAGUUCCAGGAGUGUCCAUCCCGAAAUUGAUGCAUGACUUUGGAGUCUCACAGCAUCAUACCGUGAUUUUGGAUCUCCCAGUUACGCUCGAUCCGAUGAACAUGUUGCGAGGACGACCAAUUAUCCACUAUGACCGAGACUCGCCAUCGCGCUUCGGCAUCUUUCCGCGCCGGCACCCGGAACAGGUUCGCUGGUUCCAGACGGACCCCUGCUAUAUUUUCCACACCGCAACCACGUGGGAUGAGCCCGCAGUCAGCUCAUCGAAUUCGCAUAAUUCGAACAUUCAGGCCGUGAGUAUGGUCGUCUGUCGAUACACCAACGGCAACAUGUUGCACUCAAUGGGUGCCAUCGAACCCACCAAUGCCGAGCUGAGCGACAGCAAGCUUUAUUACUAUCGGUUCUUACUCUCAGAUCAACAUCAAAAUGUCAUAACGCACCAAUGGGCGCUGUCCACAAUUCCGAUCGAAAUGCCCGUCAUCUCAGCCGCUGUCCAAGGUAAAGGUGCCCGUUUCGUUUACGGCUGCUCCUCGCGCGACGCGAUUUUCGGCGCUAAGACAGGCGAGCCGAUGAAAGUGGACUGUUUGGUCAAAGUCGACAUUCACACCUUGAUCAAGCGGGGGGUGAAAGAAAGCCCUCGGCCGAUCGAGGGCUGCGUCGACACCCGAAGCAUGGAAGAAGUGCUAUCGAGCCAAGACGCAGAAGAUCCGAUUCAAAUCUUCCAAGCUCCAGUGGGUUGGUACGCGCAAGAACCGCAGUUUGUCCCGCGCAACGACGCACGGUCCGAGGACGAUGGGUACCUUCUGACCUUGAUGUUCGACGAGUCUCAACUGGAUGCGAAUGGGCAAGCCGAUGAAAACUCAAAGAGUGAACUGUGGAUUAUCGACGCGCGGGACAUGACCAGCGUAGUGGGGAAGGUGACCCUCCCUCAGCGAGUGCCAUAUGGAUUUCAUGGUCACUGGUUUAGUCAGGAGCAAAUAGAAGCGCAGAGGCCUUAUGCGCGGGUGCGCACGGAGAUGACAGAGUGA